Molecule: messenger RNA, 1090 nt
Organism: Suhomyces tanzawaensis NRRL Y-17324
Lineage: Eukaryota; Fungi; Ascomycota; Pichiomycetes; Serinales; Debaryomycetaceae
Gene: GNA1
Product: glucosamine 6-phosphate N-acetyltransferase
Exons: 1
Coding region: 144-593 (149 amino acids)
Biological process (GO): UDP-N-acetylglucosamine biosynthetic process
Cellular component (GO): Golgi apparatus; endoplasmic reticulum-Golgi intermediate compartment; endoplasmic reticulum
Molecular function (GO): monosaccharide binding; glucosamine 6-phosphate N-acetyltransferase activity
Source: RefSeq, a predicted model, not a curated record
CAUCGCCCCCAGCGCCAUCGCCCCCACCUGCGUGAGUGCGCCUCAAAAUAAUCCCCAGGAUGUGGUCACGUGUGCGGCUUUGCCAGUAAAGGCCAGAUAAUUCUGUUUUGGGACACAUCAACAGUACACCAACCAACACCACAAUGGGCUUACCACAAGGCUACACCUUCCGCAAGUUGCAGGUCUCCGACUACUCCAACAACUACAUAGAAACGCUCAAGGUGUUGACCACCGUGGGCGAGGUUUCUCAGGCCCGUUUCGAGGAGUUGUUUGCCCAUUGGGACAGUUUGCCCCAGCUCUACCAGCCGCAUGUGAUCACCAAUGAACAGGGAGUGGUUGUUGCCACCGGCAUGCUUCUUGUGGAGAAAAAAAUGAUCCACGAGUGUGGUCUGGUGGGCCACAUUGAAGAUAUUGCCAUCGCCACCUCGGAACAAGGUAAGAAGUUGGGGUACACCAUGAUCACCAACUUGACCCAGAUCGCCGAGGCUGCUGGCUGCUACAAGGUGAUUUUGGACUGUUCUACCCAUAACAUUGGCUUCUACGAGAAGUGUGGCUACACUAACGGGGGAACUCAGAUGGUCAAAAGGGCCUAGUGUAUUAGAUAGAUAUGUGCUAAAAGGAUUAGAAAAAUGUGCCUAAACGUUAGCAAAGGCCCUAGCGUUAAAUUAUGUGCUUGUACCACCCCAAGCUUGGUGGCUAGAAGAUUAGAUUUUCUCAAGUGCCUAAACGUUAGUACCUCUGCUCGAAACGAGUUCCUGGUGGGUCAGAACCUCCUCGUGUCGCUCUCUAUACAUACUUCCAAUGAUACGAUGGAAUUCCCUCUCACAACCUGUUUGUUAGUACAUGUCGUUAGUGUCGUCCACUGGCUCCAUACAUACGAUAGUCCCAAUACUGAGCUUUUCGCCAUCGGCUUGUUCUUCCAAGGCAUCUGCCAAAGUCACGUUCAAAAACACCUGGUGGUUAGUACAUGAUGCUGCGAGUAGGAGUAUCCACACGAGAAGUUGUAGCACCGUCACACACCCGUGGCUCUCUUCUCUAAAAAGUGGUCCCAUACAUACGUCAUAUCCCCUUAAGGUGCCUAUCACCUUUC